CAGGGAGCCUGGGAGGGAGAAAGCUGAGACAGGCAGCCCCCCAUGUGCCCAUCUGCCCCCCGCUGGAGGUGCUCGAGGGGCAGAGCAGAGGGCAGCAGGAUCUGUGUGCUCAACACCACCCCUGCUUCCGAGCAUCUUGCCAGCCUGGAGGCUUUGCUGUCAGCCUGCAGCUCCGCGCAGCACCGGUCCUGCCUGCAAGAUGCUGGGAGCAGGGAGCUCCCGGGGAGGGGGGCAUUUGCAGAGCGCUUUGCAUCACCAUCACCCCUCGCUGAGGAGAUCCUGGCGGAGCUGAAUCCCCCCUGCCACACCACUCUCCCACCACACAGCUGCUCUCAGCAUCCCUUUCUUCCCUCAUCUCCCCUCCACUCCCCCCGGCUCCCUCCUCCUUCCACCCAGCUCCUCCAUCGCCGCUCCUGCUGUCUCCCACCCCCUUCCCUGCACUCUCCCCUCGCUGUCUCUCUCUCCCCCCUUCCCGUCUCCAUCCCGGUCGCUCCCCUCCCUUUCUCCCUCUUCUCAUGCCCUAUCGCUCAUCCUUUCAUUCUCAUUCUCCUGCCGCUGCUCCUGCGCCUGGCGCCCAUUGGUCGCCAGGAUCCGUCCCCCAGCAGCUGCCACCCCUCUCCAUCUGCCACCCCCACCACCGAGCCCCCCUUCUCCUGCAGAUGGACAGGGGGCCGGGGGGCACACCGGGGUCCGCUGAGCCACCGGUGUGGGGAUGAGGGGUCUGGCAUCCCUUCACGGCCACGUCCCCCCCACGAGUGGGUCCUGGGGCUGAGGAGGCGAAGUCCUGCAGCAGUCAGAGAGGGGCGAUGGGCAGGCCCAGGAAGGAGGACGUGCGUCUCUGCUGAUGGGACAUUUCAGGACUCGCUCCCUCCUGGGACUGCUUUGCUCAGUUGCUUUUAAGAAAGCAAGGGGAAGGGGAAAGCUAUGACACGGAUUCUCCCGGUGAAGCAGAGGAAAACAUGCAUCCCAACGACACAUCCCCAGGUUUCAUUUCAAGAACAAAGGAGCUUCAGGGCCCUAAAAGAUCUCUCGGGAUGUGUAAAGGUGAGCCUCAGGGUCCCUGUACUCUUCCACCAAGUCAUCGUCAUUUCCAAGGAGCUGGUGCAUCAAGACAGUGACCCUGCCAGUCCAGAAAAUUUUGCCAGAGCUGGAGUGAUUGGGAAAGCAUCACACGUCUCCCCUGCAUAAGGUUGCUGGUUGAUCCUGUAGGGAGACUGCCCCUUGCCCUCUGCCCUGCCUCUGCUAUGGACACUUCUGCUUUCAGCCUCCCUACGCCGGCAGUGUCAGAGGAGGGGAAUGCCUCUGGUAGCUGGGCAGGCUUCACCACCCCCAACAGCUCCACCACUGCCAGCCCCGAUGUGGUUUUCAGCGGUGUCCUCAUCCCCCUGGUCUACCUCAUUGUCUGCGUGGUGGGGCUGGUUGGGAAUUCCCUGGUCAUUUACGUGGUCUUGCGGCACUCGGUGAGUGAGUCGGUGACCAACGUCUACAUCCUGAACCUAGCCCUAGCCGAUGAGCUCUUCAUGCUGGGCCUGCCGUUCCUGGCCGCACAAAAUGCCCUGUCCUACUGGCCGUUUGGGUCCUUCAUGUGCCGCCUGGUGAUGGCCGUGGAUGCUAUCAACCAGUUCACCAGCAUCUUCUGCCUGACGGUGAUGAGCGUUGACCGCUACCUGGCCGUGGUCCACCCUGGGAAGUCCUCCAAAUGGCGGACAGCACGGGUAGCCAAGGCCGUGAGUGCGACCGUGUGGAUGCUGUCAUCCAUAGUGGUGCUACCCGUGGUGGUCUUCUCAGACGUCCCCUUAGGGAUGAGCACGUGCCACAUCCAGUGGCCAGAACCUGCCUCGGUGUGGAGAGCUGGCUUCAUCGUUUAUACUGCCACCCUGGGCUUCUUCGGGCCGCUGCUGGUGAUUUGUCUCUGCUAUCUCCUUAUCGUCGUGAAGGUCCGCUCCUCCGGCAGGCGGGUGAGGGCUCUGUCCUCCAAGCACAAGCUUUCAGAGCGCAGAGUGACUCGCAUGGUGGUGGCCGUCGUGGCCGUCUUUGUCCUCUGCUGGCUUCCCUUCUAUGUUCUCAACAUAAUCAAUGUUGUUUGCCCACUGCCAGAGGAGCCAUCACUCUUCGGUGUCUACUUCCUUGUGGUGGUGCUGCCGUAUGCCAACAGCUGUGCCAAUCCUAUCAUCUACGGCUUCCUCUCCUACCGCUUCAAGCAGGGCUUCCGAAGGGCCAUCUUCAGGCCAUCCCGUCGAGUCCAGAGCCAGGAAGUGCCAGCAUGUCCACCAGAGAAGACCGAUGAUGAAGGGGAAGAGGGGGAGAUCAGCAAGAUUGCCCAGAAUGGCAAUGACAGGCAGGAACGCCCGCUGUGCAGCGGGGCAGGAGAGAGCAAUGAGCAAAAACCACUCCCUGAGCAGCCUGUGGGCUCUGAGAAGAGCAACAAGCUGCAUGUCAGUUAUUUAUGAUGAAAGGGACGCUGCAGGGGAAAGGGACAUUGAGAUGUGGGAUCCCCUUCACCCUCUGGGCUAUUCCAUCUCAAACACAAUGGGAAAGGUCAA
Messenger RNA from Oxyura jamaicensis (ruddy duck), 2543 nucleotides. It is a transcript of the gene SSTR3, whose product is annotated as somatostatin receptor 3. Gene Ontology annotation, cellular component: membrane; neuron projection. Gene Ontology annotation, molecular function: neuropeptide binding; somatostatin receptor activity. The record is from RefSeq and is a predicted model, not a curated record. Bases 1245 to 2450 code for a protein of 401 amino acids. Gene Ontology annotation, biological process: neuropeptide signaling pathway. Lineage: Eukaryota; Metazoa; Chordata; Aves; Anseriformes; Anatidae. The transcript is spliced from 3 exons.